GUUUGCGGGAGGUUGUUAGGUGGUACGUACGCGUCUAUCCGUGUGGCUGUUGAUCAGUCCUGUCUCGCUUGUGGGUGCCGUUCGAGGCAUAGAUAAUCAUCCCACCUCGUGAGUAUUGUGUCGGAGCGGGAGAGAAUCCCUCUUCCUGUUCAGAGUGGUUCUGAAGGCGUAUUCAGGCGGUUGGGAAUACAUGUUGGCACAGGACACUGCCAAUGGCAUGGGUGGUGUAGGUGGUGGAGAUGGUCAGUUCAGUGAGGAAAAUGGCGCCGUUCAUUGUGUCCUGGUGCUCCGUGUGAGUGGAUGAAAAUAAUUUCAAAAUUUGAUUGACAAAGUGAAUUGAAAUUGGAAAUGCACGCAUGAUUUCGUACGCAUAAGUUCUUGCUGCUGCACGUGAACGAAUAUUUCCACAGUAAUUGUACGGAGGCUCGUGAAAAGUGCACGGAAAAAAAUCAGUGGAUGUGAAAAGUGGCAAACCUCUCCGGGGGGUUCGUUGAUUUAUUGCUGAAUUAUUGAAAAGCCCCGUGGUGAAUCUGAACAAUUCGGAAGAUAAAUAAUUUACCCCUUCCAUUCCCGAAAAUAAGAUUAGAAGUGUUAAAAUUGUUCGACUAGCUUUGGUGGCAAAAUUCUGAUAAAAAGUCAGAACGUACAAGAGACUGAAGAAAAAGAGCAUGAAAGCAUAGUUUUGCAUGGCUUGGCUGCUUCUGCGUUUUUGAAGUGAGAACUACGUGUUUAGUACGCUCGCAAAUAAUCCCCUCCUGGAACGGAAAAGGAUACACAUAGCUCUACCGAGCCGAAGAAGCGCAACAGCACGUCUAGACCGAAAAAAUCGACACUUCCACAUUGCUUCCGGGCCGGAUGCCGUUGUGCUGAUUUUAAAUAAAGGCGGUGCGUGUGGGUCGUGAAAAUCGGAUAUCGAAUCAUCAUCGGCGGAAGCUGACCCCGAAGGCAACUUCCGAAUCGGCCCAGCUGAACCCGACUGCUGCUCGAAACACCUGCCUUGGAGGAUGAAAAAUGAUUUAGGUAUUACCAAGCAAUAGCGAAAGCACACGUGGCAAUCGUGCCACCACAGGACAAGAAGCACGCUUUUACCCGACACAGCGUAAUCGGACGCUGUGUAACCCAAGGAACCACUCGUGCACCCACAAACCCCACACGGUUCUUCCAAGCUGCAAAGAAAACUCCGGCAAGCACCAUAGGUUCAACCGAGAAAGGAUGAAGUUUUCAAUUCCGCUCCCAGGAGGUGGUAGCGGACUGACGCUCUUCUCGAAACUCGUCCGCACCAAGGACCUCCGCAAGUUCCAGGGCGAAGAUCCGAAAAGUACAAAGCCAAAACUAACGAAAUGUCUGACCACGCUCGACCUAACCUCACUCGGAGUGGGAUCGUGCUGUGGCACCGGUAUGUAUCUAGUUGCUGGUAUGGUAGCGAGAAACAUAGCUGGCCCCGGUGUAGUGUUUAGUUUUAUCAUAGCGGCAAUAGCUAGUAUAUUUUCAGGCGCCUGUUAUGCGGAGUUUGGCGUGCGAGUGCCACAUACCUCCGGUUCCGCGUACAUGUACUCCUACGUGUCGGUGGGAGAGUUCGUGGCGUUCGUAAUCGGAUGGAACAUGAUAUUAGAAUAUUUAAUUGGUACGAGUGCGUGUGCCUGUGCGCUGAGCGCAAGUUUCGAUUCGCUAACCGGAGGCUUUAUCAGUAGGAGUAUAACAUCCGCUGUGGGGACCCCGUUCGGACGCGCGCCGGAUUUCAUCGCUUUCGGCAUCACGCUGCUGAUGACCUGCGUGCUGGCACUGGGAGCCAGUAAAUCGGUGCUCUUCAACAACGUCCUCAACACGGUGAAUCUGGCCUCGUGGGUAUUCAUCAUGACGGCUGGACUGUUCUAUGUUGAUACGUCCAAUUGGACCGAGCACGAAGGCUUCCUGCCGUACGGAUGGAGCGGGGUGUUUACCGGGGCUGCGACCUGCUUCUACGCCUUCAUUGGGUUCGACAUCAUCGCGACGACCGGCGAGGAAGCGCACAACCCACAGAAGAGCAUCCCGAAGGCGAUCGUCGGUUCGCUCGUGAUUGUGUUGUUUGUGUACGUCACGAGCAGUUUUAUGCUAACGCUGAUAGUUCCGUACGAUCACAUCGUCAGCAGUUCGGGGCUGGUUCAAAUGUGGACCUAUGUCGGAGCUACCAAGUGUCGAGCGCUGGUAGCGAUCGGUGCAACCGCGGGUCUCGGCGUAGCAAUGUUCGGUUCAAUGUUCCCCAUGCCCCGAGUAAUAUACGCGAUGGCCCAGGAUGGGCUGAUCUUCAGGGUACUCUCGCAGCUGUGGGCCCGCACAGGAGUACCUGGGCUGGCCACCAUCGGGAGUGGAAUCGCUGCUUCGCUCGUGGCACUAGCCGUGCCUCUCGAAGUUCUCGUGGAAAUGAUGUCCAUCGGCACGUUGCUUGCCUACACACUGGUUUCGACGUGUGUGCUCAUUCUGCGCUAUCAACCGCACACAACAACGCUGGUAGAUUUACUGCCGGCUCAGUUGCGGACGCCCCAGCCUCCUGGCACUCCGGACCCAACGAGUCAGCAUCGCUUGAAGGACAAUGUGACGAUCAAAAAGAUUACCCGAGCGUCGCCCGAUUCGGACGAUAGUUUCGCUGAUGACAGUCCCGAUGGAUUCAUGGGUCGGGACGACCAGUUCCUGGUUUCGGAUAAGUCCGAGAACAAGUUUUAUGGUGCUGUCCACGGUGCUCCCCAAGGCGGAUCGAAUCCAUUCACACUCUGGGGCUUUGACUAUAUCGGUCGGAAGAUUGAGCAAUAUUCCUAUCUAUGUCCAGGAUUGUUUCCGUGGGUGAAUCCAGGACCAGCCACACAUGAAAGCGGAAUGUUUGUGACGAAAAUGGUCGGGCUGAUGUAUGUUUGCAUAUUCUUCCUGGAUUUGUUCAUGGCGAUAGGGCUUUCGAGUGGUCUUAUGUCUUUGAUCUAUACUGCCCUCGUACUGGGAAUACUCAUUAUUUUGAUGAUCAUUUCACGACAGCCUCAAAACCGAUACGCAUUACCCUUCCUAACACCGGGACUUCCAUUCAUUCCAACCAUCGCCAUCACCGUCAAUAUUUAUCUGAUAUUUAAGCUAAGCGUACUGACGUUGGUCCGCUUUACGGUCUGGAUGUCACUGGGGCUGAUAAUGUACUUCUACUACGGAAUCACGCACAGUUCGCUCGAGAAUCCUAGCGAGGAGUUUGAACUGACGGUGGACGGCAACGGUCCAUCAACCGGUCAGCAAACCAAUCUCAAAGUUCCUUCACAGAAUAACCACCGCGAGCAGACGGGCGCAUGGGAGCGACACGGGUACGAAAAUCGGAUGGCAACCAAUGACGAUGGGGAGCUACAGUGGGGCGCAAGUUAUACCAACACGGCCAACAGUUGGAACCCAAAUGAUGCAUGGACCGAUACGACUAUCUACGAUCCACCCCGUCAACAACAACAACAACAACAGCAGCAGCAGCAACAACGUCGUCAGACGGGAUCGACAAACAUAUUCCAGCCUCCUCCGACGCAGCAACGGCCCGAGAUGAAAAAGGAUGGCUUCGGGAUGUUUUACCAAGAGAGCCCGAGCUAUCCCACAUGGGACGACUAAACGGCUCCCGGCCCGGUUCCAUUCACAACCAUCUGUACAGACACGAGAGAGCAUCCGGAGGACUGAAAGCGGUGAAAUUAACGGGAAAGCAAUCAUCAUCCAUCAUUAUCUGUGUUGUUAUUAUUACGUCGUUAGUCAGACUGUCGCAUUCCAUCGCAUAUCGUGGCUCGUGCCACACAGACUGGGUAGGGUGGAUGCGAGCGAGGAACAAGGAAACGGACACAUGUAGUUUUAUGUUUACAUUAGCUUACAAAGGCGAGCCACUGCGAGAUCCUCGAGUUGGUCCUGUAGCGGUGCCCACCCGCCAUCCGAUGGCGGUGCAUGCAGCUUGGCUAGAUUUGAAUUGACGAUACGCUAUUCUGGUUGUUUAAUUAUUCAACAUCAUCAUACAUGCACUCGGUGUCUCUGCGUGAUAACUGAGUGCUGUGGGUUUGCCGAGGCGUUGUUGAGUUUGUACUAAUUGCUCUUAUCAGGUCAAGAUUAAUGUCAACAACGGAGGAUUUCCACCAGAUCAUCCAUUGUUGUGGCGAAAGGAUGGUAACAUGAUUGGGGUGUAUAACAACCUUCUUCAUCAGAAACUUGUUGCAUUUUUGAAAAUUAGUGAUUGCUCGGAAACAUACAAAGCGAUAUUGUUCCAUCAUGAAAUGUUCCAUUUGGAACAGUGAUGAUCAGGCAUAGACAUGGUGCUAGCCGCAUUAGAAAAUUCAUUAUAGCCGUUUUUUUCUCACUACUUUACAACCUUUUUUCUAACUAUUUCUACUACUACUACUUUUCAUAAUGUAAAAUAUACUAGUAAACUUUUUUUGACUCACUUGUUACAGGGCAACUUCGAUAUAACGUACAUUUUACUUUCAAAAUUGUACGUUGUAUCGCAUUGCUCGUCAUCUUCUUCUUCUUCUUCUUCGAUGGCACUAACGUUCCUAGAGGAACUUCGCCGUCUCAACGUAGUAUUACUUGCGUCAUUUUUAUUAGUACUUAGUUAAGAUUUCUAUGCCAAAUAACACGCCUUGAAUGCAUUCUGAGUGGCAAGCUCUAGAAUACGCGUGAACACAGUGCAAGUCGGAGGAAAUUUCUUUUGACGAAAAAUUCCCCCGACCAGAACGGGAAUCGAACCCGAACACCCGGCGUGUUAGUUAUGACGCUAACCACUCGGCCAAGGGAGCACAUCAAUUGUUCGUCAUAUCGAAGCAUAAUAAGGAACUCAGAAACGUAGUUUAUAUUACUUUAUUGUGUUGCUGUUUGAGUGAGAACAAUAAAUAAAUUCAACUAGAGGACGAAGCCAACUUUGCUCAUGAUGUUUCCCUUCGUACUGUUUGCUUCAUUUAGAAUAACAAAACAGUUAACAGUUAAAACAGUACAAAACAAGCUUUAGUAUCUAAAUACAGAUAAUUUAUUGUUCUUUCAGAAAAAAAAAUUAAAAUGAUUAUACCUUUGGACUUUGAAAAUGUGUACGUUAUAUCGAGGGUACGUUAUAACGAGGAUACGUUAUAUCAAAGUUUCCCUGUAUUUUAAAUUAGAAAGCAUUCAGUUCUAUACCUGUGACUCGAGAACAAAAUGAGAUAAAAACCCAAAACUUUAAUUGAAGAUAUAAAAAUAUCCAGAAUUAACAUUUUUUGGCAAAAUUAUUCGACCAUCUCUUCUUCACGCAGACGCUAGGGCCUAUCAUCAAUCGCUGCAGCUUCUCGAUAGAAUUGUUUAUCGAUAAGUAAUUCCAAUGAGAACGUCCAUAGACACGCUCCUCCAACUUGGCCCAAAGUGAAUAAUCCGAUGGAUUGACAAAUGGCUAAUCAUCUUGCGGAGAUUGUUGCUAGUUGUGAGGAGUUUGUUGCCAUCCUAGGAGUUUUUGCAUCUUUCCAAACAUAUUCACUUCAAUCUGGGCGUUAAUAAAUGACUCACACAUCGAUGUACGCACCAAUUAAUUCAUCAUUUUGACUGAUGAAAGCUUUGAACGCUGAACAACAAGGAUAACAUUAUGCAGCCGACCUCGGACGUCCCUUUUUGGGCAUAUCGCCCGCAUCAGCUGUUUCUUUGUAUUGUUGUCGUGUAUGAAACACGAAUCGUUCAUUUAUAGAAAACGGUUUCGUAGAUCUGUUUUGCCGUUUUCCCGCACUUAAAUAACCUGACAGUUGUCACAUGCUUCUCGUCCAGUCCGAACCAAGGCGCGUAGAAGUAUAUCCUAAGGUGGGCCAACUUGCUAAAACCAUUCUUCAGCCAUCUUGGAAGUCUACUGUGUUUUGUUUGUUAACAAAACACAAUACGCUUGUGUCCAAGCUCGCUCGUGAUCAGUCUGUCUCUUUCACGCUUCAAGGAAAUAAUUCCCCUUCUGCUUUCUUCCGUACUGUUUUCAUAUACCGCUCCCCUAACCCACUUAGUGACGAAACGGCCUCACCUAGUACCAUAGACCCGUCUUGGUCCGAACUUUAUCGUUGCUAGGAAAUCGAACAGAUACUGAUGGGACCGUGAAACUUGGUGAGAGUGAAGGGGGAUAUCGAACUACACGAUUGCAGUGUUCCCAAUUUUCUUCGUUCCAAAUUUCUCUGCUGAGAGCAGUCGCAAUUUCAUUGACAUAAUUAUGACUAUACUUGAUUAUGUGAAUACGGUAUUAUGAUUAAAUCGGACGUUCUUUCAAUCAUCAAAAAGUUUCUAUAAUAUUUUUUGUUGGUUGCAAUAUAGAAAAUCCUUAAAUACAAACAUACUCCAACACCGUUUCAUUUUCACUCGAACUACUGUUCUUGAGCCAUUUUAUUUAAAUCAGCUUGAAUGGGAGAGAUAGCGAUGCAAAGCGUGUUUUCCAAAUGACUGUCAGUGAUUUUGUUCCUUGACUUCGAAAUCAGUUCUUCCAUAACUGAAACAAUUGCUCACAAAUAUUUGUGGAUUCGAACAAAGAAGUAAUAAAAUAAGCAUGUUUUAUUAGUCCUGUAAAUCGCGCUUCUGAAACAAAUCCAAAAUCCGGAUUUUUAGCGUUACGUAAUUUGUGCACGACGCCUAUCGAGAACAACUGCCAGAAAGUUAAAUUAAAACGGAAAAAACGGAAAAGAAAACAGAAAAGCAGCAGGUUUUUUUUAUCCCAUUUAUUUAUUUAAGGCUCAUUAGCAUUUCAGUUGUAACAGAGCCGAAUUUUAAUCGUGUACAUGUCACAUGGUUAUCAUAUCUAUAAUUAGCACAUUACACAGUUGCCGUUCGCCAGUAUUCCUUCUAUACCAUUACAUAUGGUACAUUCACACAGUAGCCAUUUAGGCGUAAGAGUAUUCUGUCUGUUCUUCCAUUAUCCAGUUGGACCACCGGACAGCGGAGACAGUUGAUUGAUCAUUGUUGAGUUAUUUAUAGAACUAUAUCUCCAUCGCUGAUGAUUGUUGCGUGGACGAAGCUAUUCUGUAACAACACAAAGAUGGUCAAUGAGGGUCCUGAGUUUUGAACUCACGAUCGAUCGCUUACUAAGCGAACGCGCAUCCAAUGUGGCUACGGAGACCCCCUUAGCAGCAGGUUGGCCACCACUGAUUUAGAACGAAGUAUUAGAUUUUUCCAUUAUUACGACAGCAACAGAUAUCAAUCAAAACUAACCUACCUUUUCUAGGUAGGUUAGUAGGUUUUGCAAUAGAGAGACUUUAAACUUUUGCAGUUCAUUCGUUUCAAGCCUUGAGAAAGACGCUUGGCGAAAACUCUACUUUUCCGUUUCUUCUCCUCGAUGUCUCACAAAGAAUGUACCUUGUCUACAGAAUUGUUUGUUUUUUAUCCAUUGGUCAACCAUAUUGACGUAGGACUACAUCUUCUUUUUUUAUACAGAGAUGUAAGUUCAAAGUUUCGAAAACGAGAGCGUUACAUAGGAGGAACAAGAUUUUAGCGUUCAUACCUCUUUAGCGGCCGAACGAAACCAAUUCAUUCGAAACAUAAAUUGUACGCGUUAUAUGAUUGUUACUAAUUGCUUCAAAAGAUUUCUUUGAAAAGGCUAUUGAAAUCACACAAAUUUGUAUGUAAGCUGGUGCCCGCUCGGAAAUACAUGCAGCUAUGAUUGCGCAGCGAUUAAUGUACGAUUGCCGGAAUGUGUUUCCCUAAUACAUGGAAGUGUGUGCAACACAUAGAAACAAGGAGUUUUCCCAAAUCGACAUUGCAAUAUAGUGCUUUUUUACUCGCAUGCAUUUUGGCCUGCCGGAAUAUGUUUUCCCAAAACAGACUUCAGAACCAUGGAGUGUGCGAAAACGACAUUGCAAAAUAGUUGCAAGUCGGCGGUACUUUUAUACCCGCAUGCAUUUUGGCACUCCGGAAUGUCUUUUCCUAACACGGACUACUAAAGCGGGUACGAACACAACGCUUUGGCUCAGUUAUUCAAGACUGAAUUGGGAGAUAUCCCUUCAUGUCAUGAUUAUGCAAAAUGUCGAUAACCGUUUGCUGCGAUAACGUCGAUUGUUUCAACAAUAUGUGUUCAACCUGCACGUCAGAAUCAAAACUGUGUGCCUGAUGUUCACAAAACAAGAAAAUUUGCGGUUCAAGAAGUAAAUACACUAGAGAGACGCAAUAACAUCGGAGGGAAAUGUAAAAUACAAUGAUUGUUUGACAAUUCUUCCGUUCACAUAUUUUGGAAGUCCAAGGCAUCAUGCCAUAUGUUGUUCAACGGACGGUCAGAGUUAUUCAUUAAAUUUACUAACGAAGAACGUAAUUCGUCCUAAUGCAUGGAUUGACCAAAAUUGGGAUUUGAACAUUUUACUUACAAAGUAAAUAUGUUGAAUUCAACUGAAUUCAGAAAUUGUUUCAUUCAUUCAUUAGUUUAUUCAAUAAUGUAAUCAAUGAACACAAAUGAUUACUAAGCCAACGUUAGUCCUACGUCAACAUCGUGGUUAUAUCAUAGGUAUAAACCACCCAUAGUUUCCUAUAUUCGGUUUAUCGUCUUUAAGGUGGCCGGAUUGAUCGGAUGACAUAAAAUAUAAUAACUGAUUAAUGCCUGUUAUCGGUAAAUUGAGAAUAAUUAAUUAUACGCAUCGACUCAUAUUGUGAGCUGACGCCCGAAUGCAAGGGAAAAGAUUGCUCGUUGCGUUGUGGGGGAAAACGAGUGGCUCGUAAAAUCGUAAUAACAUACCCAUUUUAAUCGUUAAAUUGUUCACUUUUUUACUAUAUCCACUGUUCAUGUUUUAUGCAAAAAAAUUGCUGGAUAAAUGUCCUGCCUAAUGGUAUACAAUAUCAGCCAUUCCAUGCCAAACCGAUAUAGUGGUUCUCAGAUUUUGGUCAAAAGCGGUAAUUUUGUUCUUUAUUGCAAAACAUUAGACCCGUAUUUUUUUAUUUUUCUAUAAGGGUGCCUAUUUUUAGUUUAGGGUGGUCCGAAAAAUCAAAGUUUUUCACUUUUUCCCAAAAAUGACAUUUUUCAAAAAAUCAUGACUUUUGAACUACUGAACCGAUUUAAAUGAUCGAUAUAUCUAAUUGAAGUCAAUAAACUAGCCUUUCAUAAAAAAUAUUGAACUUGCUUAGAGGCGAAUGAAUUUCAAAGUUUAAAGCCUCUUAAAAACAAAGAAAGAAAGAAAGAUUGAACUUGCAAAAAAACAUAUUUUAUUUCCGUAAUUAUUAAUUGUAGUCGGUUUUUGUUGUUUUCAUGGCUUUGCACUAGAAGGCGCUGUAUUUUUUAGGUUUUUUUCUCGAAAGCUAAGGAUUGUUUACAUAACUUAUCUCGAUAUCAGAGAUGCUUUUUUUUGUUUUAAGAUAUGAUUUUCCAAAGUUAACCGAUGGUUCGAAAACCCUUUUUUUCAGGCUAGCUCAUUGACUUUAUUGGCUUGAUAUGUCGAUCAUCUAAAUCGGUUCAAUGGUUCAAAAGUUAUAAAUUUUCAGAAGAGUCAUUUUUGGGAAAAAGUGGAAAAAGUUGAUUUUUCGGAUCACUUUAAAAUGGAAAUGGGCAUUCUAACGAAAAUAUAUAAAAAAUACGGGUCUAAUAUUUUGCUAUGAAGUACAAAACUACCACUUUUCAUAGAAAUAUGAGAACCACUAUAUCGGUUUGGCAUGGAAUGGCUGAUAUAACAUAUAUCGCAAUAACGAUUUUGCGUGAUAUGUAUUUGAAAUCUCUUAAUGAAUCGUUACAUGCCGCAUUUUCAAUUUCGUUUCCUCUCUGUAUAAAAAUCAAAGACGUAGUCUUAAGUCAAAAAUAUUGACAUAUCAUGAAAAAAAAAACUUUAAAAAAACUUUUUAAUUAAAACGGUUUAAUGUACUGAAAGCUAGAAAAUAAUUAGGCAAGUAGCAGUUAGUAGUUAUCACAUCCCUUCCAAUGUUGAGACUAAAAUAAAAUCGCGUGCAUAUGAUGAAACAACUAAUUGUGGAAAAUUGAAUUCCGAAGUACUCCGCGAUUUUAUUUUAGUUAUCUGUAUGAUUAGUAUACCUCUCUACAAUAAAACCAUUUAAUCUUUUUUUUGUUUUUAUUUCUUACCUAAUUUUCUUCGGCAUAUUUUGAUGAUGAACUGUAUUCUAUUAGUCAAAUCAAUUCAUUCGAUACCAAUAUUGAGGCGAUUAAAAAAAAUACA
This is a messenger RNA of Toxorhynchites rutilus septentrionalis, 10097 nucleotides long. Its product is annotated as probable cationic amino acid transporter. The transcript is spliced from 13 exons. Gene Ontology annotation, biological process: transmembrane transport; amino acid transport. Gene Ontology annotation, molecular function: amino acid transmembrane transporter activity. Gene Ontology annotation, cellular component: plasma membrane. The coding region runs from base 1213 to 3603 and encodes 796 amino acids. NCBI's taxonomy places the organism in Eukaryota, Metazoa, Arthropoda, Insecta, Diptera, Culicidae. The record is from RefSeq and is a predicted model, not a curated record.